This is a messenger RNA of Brassica napus (rape), 2015 nucleotides long. RefSeq names its product calnexin homolog 1-like. Lineage: Eukaryota; Viridiplantae; Streptophyta; Magnoliopsida; Brassicales; Brassicaceae. Bases 159 to 1763 code for a protein of 534 amino acids. Gene Ontology annotation, biological process: protein folding. Gene Ontology annotation, molecular function: calcium ion binding. The transcript is spliced from 6 exons. Gene Ontology annotation, cellular component: endoplasmic reticulum membrane; endoplasmic reticulum. The record is from RefSeq and is a predicted model, not a curated record.
CGUUUCAUUGGUGGAAACAACAGAUUGACACACUCCAGUACUCAACCGGGUCUACGGGAAUUGAAUAUAUAAUUAUUAUUCAGAGUUUUCUCGAAAAUUACAAUCCUCUCUACUCUUUCUCCGAUCUACUCUCCGGCGAGCCACCGUUAAGAUUCCCGAUGAUGAGAGACCGGCAGCUAUUCUCCGCCGUUUUGCUUAUCUUAGCUUUCGUUUCGCUCCAGAAGCUUUGCUACUGCGACGAUCAAACGGUGUUGUAUGAAUCGUUCGAUGAGGCAUUUGAUGGCCGUUGGAUCGUUUCGAAGAAUGGCGAUUACGAAGGUGUGUGGAAGCAUGAGAAGAGUGAGGGACAUGAUGAUUAUGGACUUCUAGUAAGCGAGAAGGCUCGUAAGUACGGUAUAGUGAAAGUUCUCGACGAGCCACUAAACCUCAAGGACGGAACCAUUGUUCUUCAGUACGAGGUUCGUUUCCAGGAAGGGCUUGAGUGUGGUGGUGCUUACUUGAAGUACCUCCGUCCUCAAGAAGCUGGAUGGACACCUGAGGGAUUCGAUAGUGAAUCUCCUUACUCUAUCAUGUUUGGACCCGACAAGUGUGGAGCUACGAACAAAGUUCAUUUCAUUUUGAAGCACAAGAACCCCAAGAGCGGCGAGUACGUUGAGCACCACCUCAAGUUCCCUCCCUCUGUUCCUUAUGACAAGCUUUCCCAUGUCUACACCGCCAUCUUGAAGCCAGACAACGAGGUUAGGAUUUUGGUUGAUGGAGAGGAGAAGAAGAAGGCCAACUUACUCUCUGGAGAAGACUUUGAGCCUGCUUUGAUCCCUGACAAGACCAUCCCUGACCCUGAAGACAAGAAACCAGAAGACUGGGAUGAGAGAGCCAAGAUUCCUGACCCUAACGCCGUGAAGCCUGAGGACUGGGACGAGGAUGCACCCAUGGAGAUAGAAGACGACGAAGCUGAGAAGCCCGAAGGAUGGUUAGAUGAUGAGCCUGAGGAGGUGGACGACCCAGAGGCGACCAAACCUGAAGACUGGGACGAUGAGGAAGAUGGUAUGUGGGAGGCACCAAAGAUUGACAACCCCAAGUGUGAAGCAGCACCAGGAUGCGGUGAAUGGAAGAGACCCAUGAAGAAGAACCCAGCUUACAAGGGCAAGUGGAGUGCACCUAUGAUUGAUAACCCUGCUUACAAAGGAAUCUGGAAGCCCAGAGACAUCCCUAACCCUGACUACUUUGAGCUAGACAGACCUGACUACGAGCCCAUUGCAGCUAUCGGUAUAGAGAUCUGGACGAUGCAAGACGGUAUCUUGUUUGACAACAUUUUGAUAGCGAAAGACGAGAAGGUCGCUGAGAGUUACAGACAGACAACGUGGAAGCCUAAGUUCGAUGUUGAGAAAGAGAAACAAAAGGAGGAAGAGAAGGCUGCUGAAUCUGCAGAUGGUCUUAAGAGCUACCAGAAGGUUGUGUUCGAUCUGUUGAACAAGGUUGCAGACAUUUCCUUCCUAAGUGCCUACAAGUCCAAGACCACAGAAUUGAUUGAGAAAGCUGAGGAACAACCAAACUUAACCAUUGGUGUCCUAGUCUCCAUUGUUAUAGUAUUCUUCUCGCUCUUCAUCAAGCUUAUCUUCGGUGGCAAAAAGGCGUCGGCGGCGGCGAGUGUGGAGAAGAAGAAACCAGAAGUAGGAGAGAGCUCAAAGAGUGGAGAUGAGUCGGAGAAGAAGGAAGAAACCGCUGCUGCUCCCCGCAAAAGGCAACCGAGACGUGAUAAUUAGAAGGAAGUGUUUUAGAAUUGAGAAGAACAGUGUUUGAAAGGAAAGAUAAGAUUUUCUUUUAUGUUGUUUUUGAUUUUAUUUGUGUUUUCUGCUGUAGCAUAUUAAGAUAGAAUUGUGCUGUGUUUCGGAUCAACUGUUAUCGGUCAUCGCUGAAAACUUAUUUUUAUCGUUUACUUUCCACUAAAUUUGGAGAGGAAACAUUUGAUAUUUGUAGAUUCAUUCGAGUUGAAUAGACAUCUGUUCAGUGUUCAA